Pocillopora meandrina is the source of this 344-nucleotide messenger RNA. NCBI's taxonomy places the organism in Eukaryota, Metazoa, Cnidaria, Anthozoa, Scleractinia, Pocilloporidae. The record is from the annotation of a GenBank genome assembly.
AUAGAUGACGGGAAAAUUGCUGACUUACUUCAGCAGGGAUACAGAAUGCCUCGACCACAACAUGUCGAUGAUAAGUUGUAAGCUACUCCAACCUGUUUUUUUCUUUUUUUAAAAACUGAAACCAAAUCUACUAGGGCAGACAUCUAUCAUUCAUCAUUCGUCUUAAGCUCCUUCAGAAAUACUUUGAGUUGAGCUGCACUUGACUGAUGUCUUUCUUGUUAAUUUUCUGAUAAUAUUUGGUAUUUUCAUGUUUAAAAACCGCAUUCUAGUUUAUAAACACCAGAUAUCAGAUCAUGAUGAAAUGCUGGAAAAAUGACCCGGAUGCAAGACCAACACUGACUUAA